Molecule: messenger RNA, 1036 nt
Organism: Octodon degus (degu)
Lineage: Eukaryota; Metazoa; Chordata; Mammalia; Rodentia; Octodontidae
Gene: Mrpl34
Product: mitochondrial ribosomal protein L34
Exons: 2
Coding region: 388-648 (86 amino acids)
Biological process (GO): translation
Cellular component (GO): mitochondrial large ribosomal subunit; ribosome
Molecular function (GO): structural constituent of ribosome
Source: RefSeq, a predicted model, not a curated record
AGACAUUUCGCUGCGGCCAGAGAAAGGUUGCCAACUAGCUGUGUGCCAUCUGCCCCGCUCUUGCUGUGGGUGAAACGACCAACCAGCCGUUUCCUGUGUCUGCAGCCAGCUGUGCCACCGCCAACCCAGGGCACCCUCUAUCGUUGAACAAGAGAAAGAACUACAACUUCCAGCAGUUCUUCCUGCACGUAGGGCAGGUCGAGGCGGCGCCGUUCGCCUGCCACCUACUGGUCAAAAGGAAACACUGCGCCCCUGCUGCCGUGCGCCGGCGUAAACCUGCCGCGCUGGUACGCCAGGACUAACUACACGUCCCAGGAGCCUUUGCUCCGCAGCGACUGGGCGGGUGAGCCCCGGGGACGACUUGGGCCGCCGGAGCAGCACGGAGCUAUGGCUUUUGCGGCGGGAUUCUUAUUGGGCCCCACCGGAAGGUCAGCGGCACUGCUGGGCAGCAGAUGGCUCCAGCCCCGACUGUGGCUGGGGAUCCCUGCCCCGCUGCAGGCCCGCGGCAAGGCGCGCGGGAACGAGUACCAGCCGAGCAACACCAAGCGCAAGCGCAAGCACGGCUGGGUCCGGCGGCUGAGCACCCCGGCCGGCGUCCAGGUCGUUCUGCGCCGCAUGCUCAAAGGGCGCGCGUCGCUGACCCACUGAGGACCGCGACCCUCGGAUCUCGGCACUGCGUGAGUGCGGAAGACGCCGACGGGAGUGCACCAGAUUGUGAGGAUGGCCUGGAGAUUUGGGGAGGACUGGGAAUGGGGGCGUGGCAGCCACACUAGGCCAGCAGCUGCCCAGCCCCGCAUUUGCACGGUGGGGGCUUCCGCACCCUCGCAGCUGUCCACGGAAAGGAAAUGCGCACGCCGUUUAACCGCUGCAGCAGGACCAAUGAAUACCCUCAGCCCUCCACCUCCCCCGAGUUACUUCAGAGCUGAUCUCAGGCAUCGGAUUAUUUUCUGUAAUGUUUCAGAUGGCGUUUCCAAGAUAAGAUCUUUUGAAAGCAUGGUCACGAAUUUAUGUCCUCUGCAAAUGACAGUGGUUUCUA